Salvia splendens (bonfire salvia) is the source of this 684-nucleotide messenger RNA. Its product is annotated as rapid alkalinization factor. Gene Ontology annotation, cellular component: plasmodesma. The coding region runs from base 114 to 455 and encodes 113 amino acids. Gene Ontology annotation, biological process: calcium-mediated signaling. The transcript has a single exon. NCBI's taxonomy places the organism in Eukaryota, Viridiplantae, Streptophyta, Magnoliopsida, Lamiales, Lamiaceae. The record is from RefSeq and is a predicted model, not a curated record.
CUCUCAAUCAUUUUUGCCCUACGUACUCUGUUUUAAAUAAUAAAAAUUCAAUUAUUUCUGUGCUAUUCUGUGUUUGUCCUCCCAACCCAAAUAAGCAAGAGAAAAAUUCCGAAAUGGCAGUCGCUUACAAAUUGCCACUAGCGCUCUGCUUAAUCGCAUCAAUUCUAAUCCUUCAAGCAUCGGCAGGUUCCGUGGGAUGGAUGAUGCCGGCGGUGAGAUCCGGGUGCAGGGGGACCAUCGCUGAGUGCUUGGCCGGCGGAAACGACGAGUUCGAGCUCGAUUCGGACUCCAGCAGGCGCAUCCUAGCCACGAGCCGCUACAUCAGCUACGAGGCGCUAAAGAGGAACAGCGCCCCCUGCUCGCGCCGCGGCGCCUCCUACUACAAUUGCCGCCCCGGCGCGCAGGCCAAUCCCUACCAGCGCGGCUGCAACGCCAUCACUCGCUGCCGGAGCUGAACUUGCCAUUUCUCCGGUGAUGCUUUAUUAUUUUUUAAAUAAUGUUAGUUUGAGAUUACUAUACGAGGAAUUAAUUAGCUAAGGAUGAAAUUGCUGUUUGUGGAUUGAUGGUUUGUUCCCUGCAAUUAUCAAUAGGAGUAUAUAAGUCUUUGGCUGAUGAACAAUUUGUUUCACAUAUUUGUAAUCAUUGCAUACAUGUGAUGGGAAAUUUGUUGGAAACUUUGAUCCA